Messenger RNA from Harpia harpyja (harpy eagle), 1042 nucleotides. It is a transcript of the gene PPT2, whose product is annotated as palmitoyl-protein thioesterase 2. The record is from RefSeq and is a predicted model, not a curated record. The transcript is spliced from 9 exons. Gene Ontology annotation, cellular component: lysosome. Lineage: Eukaryota; Metazoa; Chordata; Aves; Accipitriformes; Accipitridae. Bases 3 to 1010 code for a protein of 335 amino acids. Gene Ontology annotation, molecular function: thiolester hydrolase activity; palmitoyl hydrolase activity.
GGAUGACACCCAGCGCGCGGGGGUGCCCCCCCCCACUUUCCCUCUUGACAAGCUCUCAGCCGCUCCGUGUUUGCUCAGCACACAGUGGCCGCAGAUGCCCCCUGCGUGGCGCGGCGUGGGGCGCGGGGGGGGGGGCCGUGGCGCUGGCCUUGGCCUUCCUCCCCCCCCUCCUCCUCCUCCUCCUGCUGGUGGUCCCGGGGGGCUCCUACCGCCCCGUCGUCAUCGUCCACGGCCUCUUCGACAGCCCCAGCGACUUCCGACACCUCCGCGCCUUCAUCAACGAGAGCCACCCAGGGACGGAGGUGACGGUCCUGGACCUCUUCGACCGGGGGGCAUCGCUGCGGCCGCUGUGGGUGCAGGUCGAGGGGUUCCGCCGCGCCCUCGCCCCCAUCAUGGCCAACGCCGCCGACGGCGUCCACCUGCUGGGCUACAGCCAGGGGGGUCUCAUCUGCCGGGCGCUGCUGGCCACGAUGCCCGACCACAACGUCCACAGCUUCAUCUCGCUGGCGGCCCCCCAGAUGGGGCAGUACGGGGACACUGACUACCUGAAGUGGCUUUUCCCCCGGCACAUGAAGUCCAACCUCUACCGGCUCUGCUACACCCCCCUGGGCCAGGGGGUCUCCAUCUGCAACUACUGGAACGACCCCCACCACCGUGAGCUCUACCUAAACAGCAGCGACUUCCUCGCCCUCCUCAACGACGAGCGGCUGCACCCCAACGCCUCCGACUGGAAGCGGAACCUGCUGCGGAUCCAGAGCCUGGUGCUGAUCGGGGGUCCUGACGACGGCGUCAUCACGCCCUGGCAGUCCAGCCUUUUUGGUUUCUAUGAUGCCAAUGAGACAGUGCAGGAGAUGCGCGCCCAGGCGGUUUACCUGCAGGACACGUUUGGGCUGAAGACGCUGGAGGCACGGGGGGACCUGGGGGGCUGCGCCGUGCCGGGCGUGGGGCACACGGCCUGGCACUCCAACCGCUCGGUCUACGAGCACUGCAUCCGCCCCUGGCUCACGUAGCUGGGGGGGGCGGGGGGCUGUGGGGCUGGAUA